AUGAUAAGAAAUCUACUGAAAGCCUGGAAUGAAGGGACACGCAAAAAGAAUGGCGACGGGUGGGGUUUGGUGGGAGAGGAAAUGGAAAUGAUGGAUUGUUGUCAAAACUGGACCGAUCAUCGAACUGAUAAAGCUACUGGUUUAGGUUCACUGUCUGGAGAUUUUGAAUCAUUGGUUUCUGUUAACUUUAAGAGAUUCUGGCCUUGUCACAGGCUUCCAGCAUCUGCUGAUAAUUCGGCUCCUGGAAUUUGGCCCAUAUAUCAGGCCCAAGGAAGCCGUGAUCCGCCGCAGCAUCGCCUCGUUCUCUCUUCAGUCACAGGCUCUUUGUGCACCACCCAACUUGGAGACCAUCAUCGCGAAGUCGCCGCCCCUGCUCCGCCUCCGUGCGAGGAUCCAGAGGCGGCCGCCGCCGCCGCCCCACUGGCGCCGGAGGAGGUCUCCAUCUGGGCCGUCCGCCUCCUCGCCGACGAGAAGAGCGACGCUAUCCUCCUGAAAUUCCGUCGGCCGACGGACUUCAACGUCAAGGAAGAUUUCGCUAUUCUGAAAAGCGUGGUGCCGUGGAGGAAGGAGUUCAAAAUCGAGGAGCUCCUCGAUGAAGAAAAUAUUUUCUUGGAGAAGAACAUAAGGAAGCUCGAUUUUCGGCCCGGAUGGGAUCGUUCAGGAGAUAAUGAGUCCUACGACUUCUCCAUCAGCCUGAGCUCGACGACACCAGUGCCGGACACGUUCACAUGA
This is a messenger RNA of Striga asiatica, 732 nucleotides long. The record is from the annotation of a GenBank genome assembly. NCBI's taxonomy places the organism in Eukaryota, Viridiplantae, Streptophyta, Magnoliopsida, Lamiales, Orobanchaceae.